Oppiella nova is the source of this 282-nucleotide messenger RNA. NCBI's taxonomy places the organism in Eukaryota, Metazoa, Arthropoda, Arachnida, Sarcoptiformes, Oppiidae. The record is from the annotation of a GenBank genome assembly.
ACUAAAUGUAUGGCAGUGGAGUUGGCACCCAAAAAGAUCCGGGUCAAUGCAGUAUGUCUUUGUGUAAUCCAUUCGCCCAGUUUUGAGUCAUUAAGUAAUAUGACCAAGGACGAGCUCAAGGCACUUAAACAACGUUUGGCGGUUAAGUUCCCGAUUGGUCGUGUCGGUGAACCAUCGGACAUGGACCAUGCCGUAGUGCACCUGGCCAGUGAGCAUGCUACAUUUAUAACUGGCGCGUGCGUGUUGGUCGAUGGUGGCUACCUUAAUAGUGUUUGUUUGUAA